Messenger RNA from Cheilinus undulatus (humphead wrasse), 3929 nucleotides. RefSeq names its product iron-responsive element binding protein 2 (gene ireb2). Gene Ontology annotation, cellular component: mitochondrion; cytosol. Gene Ontology annotation, biological process: tricarboxylic acid cycle; citrate metabolic process. Gene Ontology annotation, molecular function: iron-responsive element binding; 4 iron, 4 sulfur cluster binding; aconitate hydratase activity. Lineage: Eukaryota; Metazoa; Chordata; Actinopteri; Labriformes; Labridae. The record is from RefSeq and is a predicted model, not a curated record. Bases 56 to 2971 code for a protein of 971 amino acids. The transcript has 22 exons.
CUCAGCGCUGCCAGUGCAGUGGUGAGAACGGGUCGUGUUGAUUUCAGGAGUCAUCAUGGCGCUCACUUCUCCAGUCAAAGAACAUCCAUAUAGCCAUCUAAUUGACACAUUGCAAGAUGGUAGAACUAAAUUCUACAAUCCACUUAAAUUAAAUGAUCCAAGAUAUGACAAACUGCCUUUGUCCAUCCGUGUCUUACUGGAGGCAGCAAUUCGUAACUGCGAUGGCUUUUACACAAAAGAAGAAGACAUCCAGAACAUCCUGGACUGGCAGCAGCAGCAGACUAAAGCCGAGGUGCCGUUCUCUCCAGCACGAGUCCUCCUCCAGGACUUCACUGGUAUUCCUGCCAUGGUGGACCUCGCAGCCAUGAGGGACGCUGUGGCCAAACAUGGUGUAGACCCCAGCCUGGUCAACCCCAAAUGCCCUACAGACCUCAUUGUAGACCACUCUUUACAGAUUGAUUAUAGCAAAUGUGCCAUACAAAAUGCUCCAAACCCAGGGGGAGGAGACAGCCAAAACCAGGGUCCUUCUCGUUCCACGUCCUCUAGGCCUCCGUCCAGAGGAGGAGCACAGUGUGGGGGCCAGCGGGGCUCCUGUAGUAAAGCUGCCUGCAGUGACCCACCAGCCUCCCCGGGUCGACCUCCAGUGUCUGUCCAGCAGAUUGAGAACACACCUCUCCUCUGCCCUUUCCACCUGAAGCCUGUUUCUGAAACUGACACAGCUCUGAAGAACCAGGAAAUGGAACUCAUUAGAAACAAAGAAAGGCUUCAGUUCUUCAAGUGGUGUUCAAAAGCCUUUAAGAAUGUAAAUGUUGUUCCUCCGGACGUCGGCGCGGUCCACCAGGUGAAUCUAGAGUAUCUGUCCAGAGUGGUCCAGGUCAGCAAUGGAUUCGUCUUCCCAGAUAGUGUGGUGGGAACCGACUCGCACACCACCAUGAUCAAUGGGUUGGGCAUCCUAGGCUGGGGUGUUGGAGGAAUUGAGUCAGAAGCUGUGAUGCUGGGACAGCCAGUUUCUCUGAAGCUUCCUGAGGUGGUGGGCUGUAAACUAGUGGGGUCCAUUAAUCCCCUAACCACAUCCAUAGACGUCGUCCUAGGUAUUACAAAGCACUUAAGGCAAGCUGGGAUCGCUGGAAAGUUUGUAGAGUUUUUUGGACCUGGUGUCUCCCAGCUGUCGGCUCCAGAUCGAACCACCAUUGCCAACAUGUGCCCAGAGUAUUCUGCUACUGUGAGCUUCUUUCCCGUUGACCAAGUCACACUAAAGCACUUUAAAAAGACGAACUUUACCCAGGAAAAACUUGAAUUGCUGGAGUCUUACGUGAAGGCUGUAAAACUUUUCAGAAGCUAUGAAGACCCCUCAGAGGACCCACAGUAUUCUGAGGUGAUAGAGAUAAAUCUGAGCUCCAUGGUGCCCUAUGUGAGUGGACCGAAGCGGCCUCAGGACAGGGUGGCCGUUAGCAGCAUGAAAAAAGACUUCCAGAGCUGUCUUGAUGAGAAGGUUGGCUUCAAAGGCUUCCACAUCUCUAAGGAGAAGCAGAGCAUGCAGGUUCCUUUCUUGCACUGCGGUCAGGAGUAUCAGCUAGCUCACGGCUCUGUGGUCAUCGCUGCCGUCAUUAGCUGCACCAACAACUGCAACCCGUCUGUCAUGCUGACUGCAGGUCUACUGGCGAAAAAGGCUGUGGAGGCGGGACUUGUUGUAAAGCCUUAUAUUAGGACCAGCCUGGCUCCUGGAAGUGGCAUGGUCACUCACUACCUCAAUACCAGUGGAGUCCUGCCUUACUUUAGCCAGCUUGGGUUUGAGGUGAUCGGUUACGGCUGUGCCACAUGUGUAGGGAACACAGCUCCGCUACCUGAAUCCGUCGUAGAUGCAAUCAGACAGGGGGACUUGGUAGCCUGUGGUGUUUUAUCUGGUAACAGGCACUUUGAAGGACGUCUGUGUGACUGCGUACGUGCCAACUACCUGGCCUCCCCACCGCUGGUGGUGGCAUAUGCUCUCGCUGGAACUGUGGGAAUCGACUUUGAGAAAGAGCCUCUGGGUGUGACCACAGAGGGAAAGGAAGUGUAUCUUCGUGACAUCUGGCCGUCCAGGGAGGAGGUCCAGCAGACCGAAGAGGACACGGUCAUCUCCUCAAUCUUUAAGGAUCUCAGGGGAAGGAUGAAGCAAGGGAACACAUUUUGGAACAACAUCGACUGUCCAGAUUCGGUGGUUUUCCCCUGGGAUCACAAGUCCACGUAUAUCCGUUCACCAUCUUUCUUCAGCAAGUUGAGUAAAGAGGUGCCAACCCCUCAGUCGAUAGAGAGCGCUCAUGUCUUACUGUUCCUCGGCGACAAAGUCACCACAGAUCACAUCUCACCGGCGGGCAGCAUCGCCCGGGUCAGCGCCGCUGCAAAGUACCUGCUGAGCAAACGUUUGACGCCGCGGGAGUUUAACUCGUACGGAGCUCGCAGAGGGAACGACGCUGUGAUGACCAGAGGCACGUUCGCCAGCAUCAAGCUCCAAAAUCGAUUCAUUGGCAAACCAGGCCCUAAGACUUUGCACAUUCCUUCAGGCCAGACACUGGACGUCUUCGAAGCAGCUGAUCGCUACCAGAGAGACGGCAUUCCUCUCAUCAUCCUGGCAGGCAAAGACUACGGCUCUGGAAACUCCAGGGACUGGGUCGCCAAAGGACCAUACCUGCUGGGCGUACGUGCUGUCAUCGCUGAGAGUUUUGAGAAGCUGCAUAAGAAUCAGCUUGUAGGGAUGGGCAUCAUGCCACUCGAGUUUCUGCCCGGUGAGAACGCAGACUCACUGGAGCUCAGUGGGAAGGAGAGGUUCACUAUCACUCUGCCAGAGAGUCUGAGUCCAAAGCAGCAGCUCACUGUUAAGACAAGUCAAGGAAAGUCUUUCCUUGUCACUGCACUCUUCGACACAGAGUUGGACGUUAUAUUUUUCCGACAUGGAGGGCUCCUAAGAUACGUCGCUCGGACUUUGCUCUGAAACAGCCUGAAUGUGCCCUAAAAAGAACAACAGCACUCAUCAUUUCACCCCUUUGUCUUCAGUGUGAUCAAAAAAUAAAAGAAAAAAACAGCUUGCUGGAGCAACAUGAAAGGCUGAUGAUUUGUCUGAAACGUCUCCGGACUUUUGGAGUCAUGAGGCAUCAGUUUUUGGACCCGUGCAGCUUCUCCAUCACUCAAUACACAUGGCUGGUUCUGGAUUUUUCCGCACAGGAUGGACUAAACAAGCCUAGGAGGAAGUGGAGACAUUCAAUCUAAAAGACUGAACUUUGGCUGAUUAUUGGACAGUGUUUUAAUGUGAAUGAGAAACAGAUUCUGCACUUGAUGGAGACAUUUUCUUUACAGCGGAUUGGAUUCUGUUCCUGCUUCUGUGGUCAUUUAACUAAAAAUCAUUUUUUGCCAAGUAAGGCUAACAUGGUGCUAGGUACUACAGCAUGGAUACGUUGUUUUUGGGGUGCAGUAAAGCCUGUUUUUUUCCCAGCAUCAAAUUAAAGGUUCAUUUUUGUGUAUUUCAAACAUUUGCAGAGGUGAUGUCAACUUAUUGUGGCCAAACAAUCAUAUGUAAAUUAUGUUCUUUUUUGUUAAUAUAUCUUUAAUCAAAUGGCCUUCUGCAGAGUACAGCUGUCUGUCAAUACACUCUUUUUUUAAAUGUGCAAAUGUGAAAUCCAUUUUUUCCUGUUUCUUGUAUCACUGCAUUAAGGUGUCUUCUGCUUUAACAGCCAGUCUUCUGCAUCACAUUAAAGCAACAUUAAAAAAGUUUGAAGAAUCACUCUACAAAGCAGCAUCUUCCAACAGUUUUGAUUAAUAUAACUCCGUCAAAAACGUGAUCAAGUGCAAUAUGUGCACAAAGUAGUCAGACCCCCUUCACUUUUUUCAGUUUUGCUGUUGCAGCCUGAUGCUGGACUCAUUAUUUUCUCUCAUGAAUCUACACUCAGAACCCC